AUGGCAGCUUUCAAAAGCACAAUGAAAUUGGUUUGGAAGGUGGGUAGUGUUGAUAUCAAGGACUUGGCUGACAGCCUUUUCUUAAUCCAAUUUGACAAUUGGUUGGAUAAGAGGAGGAAUAGGGCAUGGGGAAAGAGAAUGCCUAGCCAAGUUGAUUCCCAUUAUGGUCCUUGGUUAAGAGUAUCGAUGGAGAAGAAGCAUAAAAACAUAGAAACUUCUAGGCCAGUCCCGAUGGCCGUAGAAAUAGGUAACGCCAGUGAUGAAAUAGGCCUCGGGGGUGAUGUAGAGAAUGAAAAUCCUAUCAGUCACGUGGAUGAGAGAAGGGAUGCAAUAAUUGAGGGCAACGAUAAAUUACCUUUCAAGAUUGAUGGUUUUCUCAUCGAGUAG
Molecule: messenger RNA, 387 nt
Organism: Ilex paraguariensis (yerba mate)
Lineage: Eukaryota; Viridiplantae; Streptophyta; Magnoliopsida; Aquifoliales; Aquifoliaceae
Source: the annotation of a GenBank genome assembly